AUGCCAAUCACUAAGUACAUAGUUUCUGAUCAAAUGAAUCAAACAGAUCAAAAAUGUAACAACAAUUCAAAAAAAUAAAAGUCUAAAAAGGCUGAAAUACCAUCUUUCCCUCAAUAAGUAAUGAAUCUCCUAAGCGAUCCAGAUCCUCUUCCAAUCACUGAUGAUAUAGUUGAUUGCCUUGAAAAAAAAAUCACUCAAUGGCUAGAUGCCAACAAUAUAAUAUAGGUAAAUCCCAUAGAAAAAUAAUAUGAGUAUUACAAAGAAAGAAAAAUGGGUAUAAUUAGUCUUAAAUAGAGGAAUUCCUCACCAAAUGACAAUGCCAAAAACGCUAUAGCUUUUUCUAGAUAAACAGAAGAAGAAAUUAAUACUUCUCUCAAACAUCCUUCUCCAGUCACUUUAAGCUUAGGAAAAAACAACUUACUAAUGAACAGAAAAACAAGGGCUAACACAAUUAAGCUUGUCAAUAAAGAAAAUAUGUGA
Tetrahymena thermophila SB210 is the source of this 480-nucleotide messenger RNA. RefSeq lists its product as hypothetical. The record is from RefSeq and is a predicted model, not a curated record. Lineage: Eukaryota; Ciliophora; Oligohymenophorea; Hymenostomatida; Tetrahymenidae. The transcript has a single exon.